AUGGAAGGGGAACGGGCCGGAGCAAGCCCCCAGGACGCAAUAGUCAUUGAUUACGACGAUGCUGUAUCCUCUGACAGAGAUCGAGAAGUGAUCGACCUGGAGCGACGUGUUCAGGAUUAUCGUCCCCACAGAAACCGCUCGCUCGCGUCGCAAACAAGCGAAGGCAUCGAUGAAGAGAAGGAUGACGACCUCGCGAGUGCGGCCUUAGCCGAUUUUGUCGAUCUCACAGUAGAUGACGAGCCGGUUUUCAUCAGAGAGUCGUCGCGGCGCAGGUACCAGGCACCACGGGUACAAGAGCGGUUUCACAGCGAGAUCACAAAGGGCCGCGGAGGUGUCCACGUACAGAGAAUCAAGAUCGACAGGGUGUACGAGCUAGAUCCCGAGCAAGUUCCCAACUCAGCUUUCGGCAUAGAGUUCAUCCUAGUCAACGAGAUUGCAGAAAACAACCAGACAGGAGAGUUCACAGUUCGCGGCCUCCCACUCUGCCGUUCUCGCACGCAGAUGGGAAAGUUGCCUCGAAAGCUCAAUGAGGUCUUUCUGCUCUAUGAACUCGACGAGAACGAUGAUAGACCUGCGCAGAUACAGGGAAGAGUUGAAGUUCCCUGCGCCGCCAUCAUUCGCCCUCGGUCUCUCAACAUGACCAACGCGCCAUACCCAUUUCACCGGUACGACCCUCGAAUUUUCGGUAAUCUUGAUGCAAUCAAGACUGAGGGCCCACUGGUGUGCCGCUGGAGUUUCUUUGUUCACUAUCGGAAUGCAAGACAGAAGAUUCUGGGCAAAGCGCAUCAUUGGACGCUGGAACGCGUUCGAGCAGACGAUGUGAAGAAGGAGAACUUGCGGGUUGAAGAGGAAAUCUUGAGAUCGGACUGGCGAGGUGAGGUGGUCCUUGGGGGCUCUUAUAACCCUGGUUCCCAGGCCUUGACUCCCAGCUCUAUGAAUAUCCAGCGCUACACGGUUUUCGAUUCUUUCUCCGGCGCUGGAGGGUUUUCGCGCGGAGCUGAGCGAGCAGGCUUACACAUACAAUAUGCGGCCGAUCACUGGGACAAGGCAGCUAACAGCUAUCGACUCAAUUUUCCUGAAACCUUGCUCUUCCAGCAAUCAAUCGAUGAAUUCCUGCUCAGUUACAACGACGUACCCAUGCGCACCGACCUUCUGCAUCUAAGCCCGCCGUGUCAGACCUGGUCUCCAGCUCACACGAUCCCAGGGCAGAACGACGAGGCGAAUAUCGCCGCUUUGUUUGCGUGUCGAAGUCUCGUGGAGAAGUUGAGGCCGCGAAUCUUCACGCUGGAACAGACCUUUGGCAUCCUGCAGAGUUCUCACGACCCCUUCUUCUGCUCCCUCGUCGGCGGAUUCACUGAAUUCGGCUAUUCGGUAACCUGGAAGAUCGUUCAUCUCCAGACCUGGGGCUUGCCUCAGACCCGCAAGCGACUUAUCAUGAUCGGAGCUUGCCCUGGAGAGAAGCUGCCGCCGUUCCCUACUGCAACACAUUCCGAAACGGGGGCCGGUGGCCUCAAGAAAUAUGUCACCAUCAGACAAGCCUUGAGCAAAAUCGAUCACAGCUCAACAUUCCACAAUCCUGACGAAGAACUGAAUAACAGCCCUCCCCCAUCUGGCUCUGUCGUCAGCAACCCCGAUGAGAUUCUGCGGCGGUGUGUCACCUGUUCCGGCGGGCAGAACAGGCAUUACAGCAACACUCGGGCGUACACCGUCCGCGAGUUCGCAAGUCUUCAGGGUUUUCCCGUCUGGCACCAGUUUGCGCCUGCAUCCAAAGCCGUGUUGAAAAAGCAGAUUGGCAACGCAUUCCCCGCUUGCGUCGUCCGUCUCCUGUGCGAGCAUCUCAAGAACUGGCUCUUGGAAGUCGACGGCCUUGCGCCUCAAAGAGCUGCAAGAGCGAGCGUUGGCGGACGCGAGCUGGUGUUCAUUUCAGAAGGACCUCGUUCGGCGGAGGCUGUGCGACCUCUCAUCAUGCCCUCAUUGGAGAUUGAUAUCGACGGUGGUGGCUCAUCUGACAAUGCCAUCACCGUCAUCGACGAAGACGACCAAGUGGAGAUAAAAUUUGACUUUGGCCCCGACCUCGACAUGGCGAUGGAAGAUCUUCCUGCCUAUCCCGACUCUCCAAGAUCUGCGACCAUGUCACUCCCUAGCUCCCCGGAGCCACCCCAGGCAGGCUGCGUUCAAGAUUUACCGAUUAUGAUUAUCGACUGA
Colletotrichum karsti is the source of this 2205-nucleotide messenger RNA. Its product is annotated as C-5 cytosine-specific DNA methylase. The record is from RefSeq and is a predicted model, not a curated record. Lineage: Eukaryota; Fungi; Ascomycota; Sordariomycetes; Glomerellales; Glomerellaceae. Gene Ontology annotation, cellular component: nucleus. Gene Ontology annotation, molecular function: methyltransferase activity. Bases 1 to 2205 code for a protein of 734 amino acids. The transcript has a single exon.